Messenger RNA from Acanthochromis polyacanthus (spiny chromis), 4310 nucleotides. It is a transcript of the gene ntng1a, whose product is annotated as netrin g1a. The record is from RefSeq and is a predicted model, not a curated record. NCBI's taxonomy places the organism in Eukaryota, Metazoa, Chordata, Actinopteri, Pomacentridae. Gene Ontology annotation, molecular function: cell-cell adhesion mediator activity. The transcript is spliced from 8 exons. The coding region runs from base 1203 to 2855 and encodes 550 amino acids.
GGGAGAACGACCAUAGGUGUGCGUGGUGGUAGUGGAGGGGGGAAACAAGCUGAGUGCGCGUCUCAUCUAAUAGAGCCUCGGAGCGCAUUAUCUUCCCCGUCAUCUCCGUCUGGGCGGUUGGUGCUGCGCCGUGGCGGGGAAGCGGCCAGGAGAGGACGCGUUGAUGCGAGCGGAUAUUCUCAGCAGCCGAGACUAAUUGGUGUGAUUCAUGUCCCUGUUGAGUGGCUGAAACCUAUUCAUAGCCGGGGAGAAGGGGAGAGAAAGAGGCGAGUGGGGGACCAAAAAAGAAAAAAAAAAAUCGAGAUCCACACGCAGGAGUCUUUUGGAAAAUGAAGGAAUUGUAAACAGGAGGAAGGCACGACAGCAGGUCAAAGUUUUCUUUUCUUUUGCAGUAGUGGGGCUUUUCUUUCCUACGGACAUCACUGAUUGACGCCGUGAUGGAAUGACACUUGGAGAGAGCAUGAUGGACACUUUGGCACCGGAGCUCCUGCUCAGAAAUCCUCCCGUUUUCACCAGGCGCGGUGCUGACCGAGCCCUCAGGACGGUGAUCAGUCAUUUGUUUUGAAGUGGCAGGAAAAUCCUCCUCUUGAUUGAAACAAGAGUGAGAGAUGGUGUGCGCAGCGAUUCCUCAGAGACUGACGUGCGCAGUCAUCACCUUCCCGUUAAGGAGCGCAUCUUAAAGAGCUUCAUUCUUCAUUCAUGUUCAUUCUGCUGCUCUGAACUUGUUGAACGGCGUUUAGGAGCAGGGGGGACAGGGAGUACCCGGUCCGAGAGGGGCUUUCCACGAAUUGCCAGAUCGUCACGCAGGACGAGGGCCAUGACUGACAGCUGGGCGAGCUGAGGAGACCUGUCACUCAUCUUCCUAUCAGCGUGUCAGAGGGCUAUCUCCUUCUCGCCUCCCCCCUCUUCCUCCUCCUUCUCCUCCACCGUCCUCCUCCCUCCCUCAGUCCUCUCCUCUUAUCUUCUCAAUGGGCUGGUAGCCUCACCGUCCAUCAUAGACAUCCAGCGCUCCAGAAGCCCAAAAGGGACAGAAAUCAGAAACGCUUUCAAACCAACCCGUGCUCCACCUAAAGGGAGUCUGGCAUGCCUCCUCACUCCAGCUGAGUAAGCUGCAGUAAGUGGAAGUAGAAGUGUCAUCCCUUGUUUGUCCCCCCUCAGAAGGAGAUACGGCUCCUCCAGAAGGAGCUGAGAGAGGAUCAGUCAUGCGUUUCCAUUUUGCGUUGACACUGCAGGCGCUAUGGACUGGUGUUUGCCAGGCGGCCAUGCAGCACUACCCUGCAGCCUGGGGCCACUACGAUGUGUGCAAGUCCCAGGUUUACUCAGACGAAGGCUUAACCUGGGACUACAUGGCGUGCCAGCCGGAGGCCGCAGACAUGACCCAGUACCUGAAGGUCACUCUGGAUCCUCCCAACAUCACCUGUGGCGACCCUCCAGAAACAUACUGUGCCCUGGAGAACCCUUACAUGUGUAAUAAUGAAUGUGACGCCAGCACUGAGGAGCUCGCCCACCCACCAGAGCUCAUGUUUGACAUCGAGGGCCGCAACCCCACGACCUUCUGGCAGUCCACAUCCUGGAAGAAGUACCCGAAGGCCCUCCUGGUCAACAUCACGCUAUCUUGGAACAAGACCAUUGAGCUGACUGACGACAUCGUUCUCACCUUUGAGUCAGGCCGGCCCGAACAGAUGGUCCUAGAAAAGUCGCUAGACUACGGGCGAACCUGGCAGCCCUACCAGUUCUAUGCCACUGACUGCCUGGACGCCUUCACCAUGGAGCCCAAGACGGUGCAGGACCUGACCCAGCACACCCUCCUGGACAUCAUCUGCACUGAGGAGUACUCAAGAGGCUAUGUGUGGAAGUAUGACAAAACUGUGCGCUUUGAGAUCAAGGACCGAUUUGCGCUGUUUGCUGGGCCCCGGCUCCACAAUAUGGCUUCGCUUUAUGGACAGCUGGACACAACCAAGAACCUGAGGGACUUCUUUACCAUUACCGACCUGAGAAUCCGCCUGCUCCGGCCGGCCACAGGAGCCACGAUGGUAGACGAGAACAACCUGUCCAGAUACUUCUAUGCCAUUUCUGACAUCAAAGUUCAGGGCAGGUGCAAGUGCAAUCUUCAUGCCAACAGCUGCGUCUAUGACAAAGAGAAGUUGAGCUGCGAGUGUGAACACAACACGACCGGGCCCGACUGCGGUCGCUGUAAGAGGAACUACCAGGGGCGAGCGUGGAGCGCUGGCUCCUACCUGCCCAUCCCCAAGGGCACGGCUAAUAUCUGUAUUCCUAAUAACAUUGGUCCAGUUAACUGCGAAUGCUUCGGCCACUCCAACCGAUGCAGCUACAUCGAGCUGCUAAACACCGUCAUUUGCGUGAGCUGUAAGCACAACACUAGGGGCCAGCACUGCCAGCUAUGCAAGCUGGGCUACUACCGCAAUGCCUCAGCAGAACUGGACGAUGAAAAUGUGUGCAUAGAGUGUAAUUGUAAUCCCUUUGGCUCAGUCAGUGAUCGCUGUAAUGGCACAGGAUUUUGUAUAUGUAAGGAGGGCACAACAGGGCCUAAGUGUCAGGAGUGUCUACCCGGCUAUUUGUGGGACGAUGGCUGCAAAUCCCGGGUGUGUGACAACGAACUCCUGCGCUGUCAAAAUGGCGGGGUGUGUGUCAACAACGUCCGCUGCAACUGUCCUUCAGCCUACACGGGCCUGCUGUGCGAGAAGCCCCGCUGCGAGUCGGAGCUGGGCGGCUGCGGGGGCCCCGAUUCGGGCCAGGCCCCCCUGACGCCUCCGUCCACCUCCAGGCUGCUGAUGCUGCUGAUGCUGGGCUCGGCACUGCUGAGAGAGGCCUCCUGCUGGCCCGCCGUGCUCUAAAGAGACCCAUUACCUGGUGGGAGUGACACACUUCCCACCGCCUCCACCUUAACCCUCCCAUCCCUUCCUUUCAAAUAAUCAACACCCAUUAAAAAAGAACAACCAUGAGCUUUCUGGACUGUAAUGUACUGAGCUUCACCGCCGCCAGACUCAAUGGACACUCGCGCUGACAAUAAAGGGAAUGUGCCAGACAAAUGAGUGCAAAAAACUUUUCAUCUAAUUUCAAAGAAUAUAUAGAAAUGAAAAAACAUAUACUUCUAAAAAAGCCAGAUAUUAUUAAAAAUAUGAGCGUUUGCCUAUUAAGAGUAAAAUGAGCAAAGAACAGUGAGUCCCCCCCUCCCCCUCUAAGCCAUACCAGGUACACGAGCUCCUUCCAGUUUGAGAAGGGAUAACUGAAGAUGACAGACUUGUUCACUUCCUCUCUUAUUGCCACGGCAACAACAGCUGCGACCAAUCAGCUCUCGCACGAGCCGACAGUGGCCGCCGAUCCCCCCGGGAUGCUUUCUGCGAGUUAAUGUUGGCUGGACUGACGCCGAAGAAAUCUCAAAAAAACAAACUAUCCCUGCUGAACGGCAAAGACUGGCCUCAGAAACUAAAGCGUUACACUUCAAUGCGACGACAAACAGAAAGAGGUGAAAAAACCCAAGAAGCAUUCUUUGCUGUCAGUGCAUUGUGGAUAGAAGGAAAUCUGUCCGGACUGCCACUUUGUGACACUAAACCUUGCCCACGUUGAUCCCUCUCGAUCUUUCUGUCUCUCCUUCGAGCUCUAUCUCAUCCUCCCUCCUGUUCAUCCCCCUCCUCCCGACCCUCCGAUCCCGAGUCCCUCGCCAUGCUGCCACUGACCUGUGCUUUCGUGAACGUUACUCUGUAAACCCUUGUUGGUUGAAAGAUUCUUUUGUCCGAUGUUAGUGAUGCACAUGUGUAAGAAGCCCCCGUCCCCUCCCCUCCUUUCCCCCUCCUCCAAAAAGAUACUCCAGUAAAGCUGUCUGAUUCUUUUUCUAUCUUAGAGCCACCACGCUCGCUACGAUCAUGGUCAGAGGAUAGUUUUCACCUGAGCAGACGAGAAGUGCAUAGAAAACCAUCAGUGUAUUUGCAAGUUCUUUUCUUGACAGAGCAAACAAAAAAAAAAAGAGUCAUGUAGUCCUUUUGUAUCUUUGCCGAACUGUGAUUGAAAAAAGGCAACCUUUAAUGUAUCUAUUUAAGACAUCCAAAUACAGAAGCAAUUGUUUUUUUUUCUCCGUUUAAUUCCAUUUCUUUCAUUCACUUCUUUUAUUUACUACUUUUAGUUGUGCAGUUGAUUUUCCUUUGUAUUGGCAACGUGCUGGCAUCAAAGAAUAUCAGUUUACAUAUACAGUAUUAAUAAAGUGUAAUAAAAUCCCACCAAAGGACAUUAUAAAUGUUUUGUUCUUGCUUUAACACUUGAGAAUUUAAGUGAAUAAAAGUUUAAAAAUUAAA